CUCGACUGCCAGGUGUUCCACAACUCGGCGUCGCGUCCUGGGCCACCAAGUGGACGCGGUCGUCAAUGUCCGCCUCCUCGGUGACACCUUCCUCUGCAUGCCACAACAACCACACCCACCACACAACCACCACCUUCAAUCACACCCGUUGCUAAGCGCAGAACACCUCCAACACGCUCAAAUAACGACCCAUUCAACAACUUUCCACUCGUUCACCAGCCUACAGACACCAUGGCAGCCCUCCCUCCCUUUGUUGACACGCGCAUCGACGCUCUCGAUGAGAUCUACGACAGGCUCCAGGCCACCCUUGACACGAACAAGACGCUCGACAUUGCCUACAGGAACUACAACCUCAAGCAGCUCUACUUCCUCCUCACGGACAAUGAGGAGCGUAUCCAGGCCUCGCUCAAGGCCGACCUCGACAAGGCGGGCUUUGACGCCAACGUCGGCGACAUCUGGCCCGUCAUCAACCAGAUUGCGCUCGCUAUCAAGCGCCUUCCCCAGUGGAUGAAGCCUGAGUCGGCGAGCAAGGAUGCAUCGACCAUGUUCAAGCUCAUGCGCCCGCGUGUCGUCAAGCAGCCCAAGGGUGUCUCGCUGAUCAUCAGCGCUUGGAACUACCCUUGGCAGCUCGCCCUCGGCCCGCUCGUCGGCGCCAUCGCCGCUGGGUGCCCCGCGGUCAUCAAGAUGUCGGAGCACUCGCCCGCCUCGGCCGCCCUCAUGGAGGAGCUCAUUCCCCGCUACCUCGACCCCGAGGCCUACGCCGUUGUCAACGGUGGUGUCGCCCAGACCACCAUCCUUCUCCAGAAGCAGUGGGGCCACAUCAUGUACACCGGCUCUGGAAUGGUCGGCAAGAUUGUCGCCUCCGCCGCCGCCAAGACGCUCACGCCCACCACGCUCGAGCUCGGCGGCAAGAGCCCCGUCAUUGUUGCGCCUGACGCCGACGUCAAGAUUGGCGCUCGCCGUAUCCUCUCCAUGAAGUCGUUGAACCUCGGUCAGGUGUGUGUUGCUCCCGACUACAUCCUCGUUGCCAAGGAGCGCGUCGAUGACUUCGUCAAGGCGAUUGUCGAGACAAUGGACGAGUUCUUCCCUCGCGGCAGCGAGCGUUCGUUUGUCAAGGACGGCGCGUACGCCUGCAUCCGCAACGAGCGCGACUACGAGCGCAUUGUGUCGCUCGUCGACGACCAGGACGCCAAGGGACAGCUCGUCUACCGCGCCGAGGCCGACGAGAAGCGCAGGCGCAUCGGUAUCAACGUCGUCCACCUGCCCAAGGACGGCGCUGGCGAGCAGGGCCUCCUCGUCACUGACGAGAUCUUUGGCCCCAUCCUUCCCAUCAUGGCUGUCGACGUAUGUAGCGUCGAGGCUGCCAUCAAGUAUGUCAACGCAAGGCCCCACCCUCUCGCUCUUUACGUUCUCUCCAAGAACCGCUCCUACUUUGACAAGGUCAUCCACGAGACCCUCAGUGGCUCGGCCAUCUGGAACGAUGUUGCCUUCACUCCCGUCGCCACCACUCUUCCCUUCGGCGGUGUUGGUGACAGUGGAUGGGGCAACUACCACGGCGUCCACGGCUUCAACACAUUCUCGCACCACAAGGCCAUCCUCGAGGUGCCUUACUGGCUCGAGCUCGCCCAGAAGUCGCGCUACCCGCCCAACCUCGACGCCAGCGCCCGCAAGGUCUUCAAGAUGUUCAUGGUCUCCAAGAUCAACUUCAAGCGCCCGGUCAGCGUCGAGGGCGAGCAGCAGCUCCUCCGCAGCCAGCGGAACCGCCGCACCCUCUACCUGGGCGCUCUCCUCAUCUUCCUCGGUGCUUGGGCCGGCAUCAUCGGCCGCCAAGGCGCCGAGAAGUUUGGUUCAGUCGGCGGCUGGCUCAAGGCCAAGUUCAACGUCUGAGCAGCAGGCACGCGAGCCCAGAUCUGAGCCGAGCUCCGCCCCCAAGUACCCCGCGCGCAUGUGAAUAAAAGGUCGACCCAGUCGGUUAGUUAAUGUCUUGCAAGCUUGUUACCCUUCCGAGCCCUUGUGUAGCGAUAUGCUGGGUCUCUGUCCAAGUUGACGUCGCCUGUAGUGUUGUUUGAUGCAGUGAUCCAUGCUCUACA
Molecule: messenger RNA, 2090 nt
Organism: Vanrija pseudolonga
Lineage: Eukaryota; Fungi; Basidiomycota; Tremellomycetes; Trichosporonales; Trichosporonaceae
Gene: ALDH3A2
Product: Fatty aldehyde dehydrogenase
Exons: 11
Coding region: 232-1887 (551 amino acids)
Biological process (GO): aldehyde metabolic process
Cellular component (GO): cytoplasm
Molecular function (GO): aldehyde dehydrogenase (NAD+) activity
Source: RefSeq, a predicted model, not a curated record